AUGCGUGAACCGAUUGUUGCUGAUCCUGCACACGGCAUCGAGUAUGCAAAGACGGUGUGGCAAAGGGGCUUUGUUAUUUGUUAUUUAUGGGGAUCACCUUCCAUUAAUAUUGUGCGUUGUAUUGGUGCUCCGAUGCAUGCGGCAACGUGCGCGGAUCAAGCCUUCCCCGCACAGUCUUCCUCCAGCAUGCGCCCAACGCCGACAUGUCUGUACUUGCAAGGCUCUGACUGGUGA
This is a messenger RNA of Parastagonospora nodorum SN15, 234 nucleotides long. RefSeq lists its product as hypothetical. The transcript is spliced from 2 exons. The record is from RefSeq and is a predicted model, not a curated record. Lineage: Eukaryota; Fungi; Ascomycota; Dothideomycetes; Pleosporales; Phaeosphaeriaceae. The coding region runs from base 1 to 234 and encodes 77 amino acids.